CGGUGUCCCCUCCCCUCCCCGGCCCUCCCCAUCCCUCCCCCUCCCCCGUGGCAAGGCGGCGGCGGUCGAGGCGGCGGCGGCGGCGGCGGGCGGGGCUCGCAUCGGGCUCCGCGGGCGGGCGGGCGGACAUGGCGGCCAACAUGUACCGGGUCGGAGAUUAUGUUUACUUUGAGAAUUCCUCCAGCAACCCAUACCUAAUCAGAAGAAUAGAAGAACUCAACAAGACUGCAAGUGGCAACGUGGAAGCAAAAGUCGUAUGCUUCUAUAGACGACGUGAUAUCUCCAACACGCUUAUAAUGCUUGCAGAUAAGCAUGCUAAAGAAACAGAGGAAGAAACGGAGAUGACGGUUGAGCCUGACUUGACUGAGAAGCAGAAGCAUCAGUUGAAACAUAGGGAACUCUUUCUGUCCCGCCAGUAUGAGUCCCUUCCUGCAACACAUAUCAGAGGGAAAUGCAGCGUUGCCCUGCUGAAUGAGACAGAGUCGGUGCUGUCCUACCUUGACAAAGAGGAUGCCUUCUUCUACUCAUUGGUGUAUGACCCUUCAGUGAAAACUUUAUUAGCCGACAAAGGCGAAAUCAGAGUGGGCCCAAAGUAUCAGGCUGACAUUCCAGACAUGCUACCAGAAGGAGACUCAGAUGAGAGGGAACAAUCCAAAUUGGAAGUUAAAGUUUGGGAUCCCAAUAGUCCACUUACGGACCGACAGAUUGACCAGUUUUUAGUUGUAGCCCGUGCUGUUGGGACAUUUGCCCGUGCCCUGGAUUGCAGCAGCUCCGUGAGGCAGCCCAGCUUACAUAUGAGCGCAGCUGCAGCCUCCCGAGACAUCACCUUGUUCCAUGCCAUGGAUACGCUGUACAGGCACAGCUAUGACCUGAGCAGCGCCAUAAGUGUCCUGGUGCCACUUGGAGGGCCAGUCCUAUGCAGAGAUGAGAUGGAGGAGUGGUCAGCCUCUGAAGCCAGCUUAUUUGAAGAAGCACUAGAAAAAUAUGGCAAAGACUUCAAUGACAUCCGUCAGGACUUUCUCCCGUGGAAGUCCUUGACUAGCAUCAUUGAGUAUUAUUACAUGUGGAAAACUACUGACAGAUACGUGCAGCAGAAACGCCUAAAAGCCGCAGAAGCUGAGAGCAAACUGAAACAAGUGUACAUCCCAACUUACAGCAAACCAAAUCCCAACCAAAUAUCCACCAGCAAUGGCAAGUCUGGCACUGUGAACGGAGCUGUGGGGACCACGUUCCAGCCCCAGAACACCCUCCUAGGGCGAGCCUGUGAGAGCUGCUAUGCCACGCAGUCCCAUCAGUGGUAUUCCUGGGGCCCGCCUAACAUGCAGUGUAGACUGUGUGCGACCUGUUGGCUGUAUUGGAAAAAGUAUGGAGGUCUGAAAAUGCCCACACAAUCAGAAGAACAGAAGUCUCCCAGUCCUACUGCAGAGGACCCGCGUGUGAGAAGCCACCUGUCCCGGCAGGCCAUGCAGGGCAUGCCGGUCCGGAACACUGGGAGUCCUAAGUCCGCAGUGAAGACCCGCCAAGCUUUCUUCCUCCAUACUACGUAUUUCACGAAAAUUGCUCGUCAGGUCUGCAAAAACACCCUGCGGCUGCGGCAGGCAGCAAGACGGCCAUUUGUUGCUAUUAAUUAUGCUGCCAUUAGGGCAGAAUAUGCAGACAGACAUGCCGAACUUUCUGGAAGCCCACUGAAAAGCAAAAGCACUAGGAAACCUUUGUCCUGUAUCAUUGGGUAUUUAGAGAUCCAUCCUGCAAAGAAACCUAAUGUAAUUCGAUCUCCACCAAGCCUGCAAACUCCAACCACCAAGAGGAUGCUCACCACUCCGAACCACACCUCUCUGAGCAUUCUGGGGAAAAGAAACUACAGCCAUCACAAUGGCCUGGAUGCCUCCAAGAUUCGGAUGGUGAAUUCUCUGAUUUUCGGAAGGGGAGGACAUGAACUCAGAAGCCUGCAACUAGAGACUGUAAAAGAGAUUGCUUUUGUGGCAUCGGUUGGUCAGAGGGCAGAGUCUCCGAGUCCACGGGCUUCAAGUACUUCUGAGUAGUCAAACCAAUAGGGAACAUUUUGCAGAAAUCAAAAACUUACCUGCUGUGUGUCAGACUGAGCUAUCCCUAUUCCAUCCUGUUCUUCGAGACCUGGCUACUGUCCCGCUGGUGGUCACGGCCAUGCCUGGAAAGAAGGUGGUCCCUUCCGUGGGAGAGCUUCGUGCACACUCCUUGGAGGCCAAAAGGGGCAGGGAAGAAACUGUAGGAGCUCACAGUCUGUGUCUGUGACUCGGUGUGUGUGAGCCAGAGGCACCU
Phodopus roborovskii (desert hamster) is the source of this 2298-nucleotide messenger RNA. RefSeq names its product metastasis associated 1 family member 3 (gene Mta3). NCBI's taxonomy places the organism in Eukaryota, Metazoa, Chordata, Mammalia, Rodentia, Cricetidae. The transcript is spliced from 18 exons. Gene Ontology annotation, cellular component: nucleoplasm; NuRD complex. The coding region runs from base 129 to 2042 and encodes 637 amino acids. The record is from RefSeq and is a predicted model, not a curated record. Gene Ontology annotation, biological process: negative regulation of transcription by RNA polymerase II. Gene Ontology annotation, molecular function: histone deacetylase binding; transcription corepressor activity; chromatin binding.